AUGGCGGCAUCGACGUCGCGGCCUCUAGAGUACCUGGAGGGUCUCCCUGGAACAACGUUCAACAAGUUGUACCAGCAGCCAUCCACUGCCCUUGCCAUCUUUCGACGCAUGCUUCCUGAUCUGGCAAAAUGUUUCGUCAUGGCCCUUCUCUACUUGAAGGAUCCUCUUCCGAUGGCAGAUCUCGAGCUUUGGGUCAAAGCUGAGAGUCGAAAACAACGCGAUAAUGCUAUUUCGAUCCUGGGCAGACUACAUAUCCUGCAAUCGAAGUUAAGCGACGAGAAAGUCCGUACCUAUGUCAUUACUGAUCCGUUCGCGUCCUCCCUUCGCCAAGCUCUCACGGGCUCCGCCGAUACCCUGUCCUUUGGUGUUCUCUCCAACGCCCCCAAUGAAUACAAGAUCUCGAUCGAUUUCCUCGACGAAUUUGCGCGACGGCAGUGGGAAGCAGUUUUGGGAUACAUGGUUGGAACAAGUGCCUUUGAGCAACGAGGACCGAGAGAUGGAGCAAGCCUGAGCGAAGGUGUGAAGCAGCUACUUCAAGCUGGCCAUCUGGUAGAACUCCGCGGUCGCAGUGUAGAUAUCACCAAAGACGGAUUUGGAUUUGUGCUACAGGAUGUCAACACCCAGGUCUGGCACAUCUUGAUUCUCUACGUCCAAACGGCCGAGGCCGUUGGCAUGGACAGCGUCGAGGUUCUUUCCUUCCUAUUCUUAUUGAGUAGCUUGGAGCUCGGUCGGUCCUAUGAGAAGAAGCAUCUCACACCGGACCAAGUUCGCACCCUGAAUGGUCUCGCCGACUUUGGCAUCGUCUACCAGGAAUCGCCUGAAGCCACCCACUUUUAUCCCACCCGCCUUGCAACUACACUCACCUCCGACUCAAGUGCCCUGAGUAAUCCUGUCACUGGAUCCAUGGGACCUGCGGGCCAGCCCGGUAGCUCAGGCUCCGGAUUUAUCAUCAUCGAAACGAAUUACCGCCUUUACGCAUACACAUCAUCACCGCUCCAGAUCUCCCUCAUCUCCCUUUUUCACAAAUCUCAAUCCGUCCGCCGAGCAAUCGAGAUGGGCAUCACAGCCGACCAAAUCAUUUCAUAUCUGCUCACUCACGCUCAUCCCCAAAUGCGCAAGCACAAUGCCGGCCACUCCACCUCUAACACGGGAGGCGUCCCUCCGUCUGUCUUACCACCCACUGUCACAGAUCAAAUUCGACUGUGGCAACUUGAGCGGGACCGUCUGCGCGCCACAGCAGGCUUCCUCUUCAAGGACUUCACCAACUUCGCCGAAUACCAAGCCCCAUGCCAGUAUGCCGCGGAAGUAGGCGUGCUCGUAUGGAAAUCCGACCGGAAACGCAUGUUUUUCGUCACAAGGCACGAACAGGUCGCAGCCUUCUUGAAAAACAGAAAAUAG
Molecule: messenger RNA, 1398 nt
Organism: Penicillium maclennaniae
Lineage: Eukaryota; Fungi; Ascomycota; Eurotiomycetes; Eurotiales; Aspergillaceae
Product: TFIIH/NER complex subunit TFB2
Exons: 4
Coding region: 1-1398 (465 amino acids)
Biological process (GO): nucleotide-excision repair
Cellular component (GO): transcription factor TFIIH holo complex; transcription factor TFIIH core complex
Molecular function (GO): ATPase activator activity; double-stranded DNA binding
Source: RefSeq, a predicted model, not a curated record